This is a messenger RNA of Gossypium raimondii (Peruvian cotton), 1284 nucleotides long. RefSeq names its product ras-related protein Rab11C. Gene Ontology annotation, cellular component: endosome. Gene Ontology annotation, molecular function: GTP binding; GTPase activity. NCBI's taxonomy places the organism in Eukaryota, Viridiplantae, Streptophyta, Magnoliopsida, Malvales, Malvaceae. The transcript is spliced from 3 exons. The record is from RefSeq and is a predicted model, not a curated record. Bases 303 to 893 code for a protein of 196 amino acids.
GGUCCUGGUCCCAUUUUCCACCAUCUCUCAAAUGGUCUUCGUUUUUUCCGUUUCCUUUCAUUCGAUAAUUCAUCUUUUUUCUUAAUUUUCAUUUUUAAAAAAACUUCAGUAUAAUUUCUCCACAAUUAUCAUUGUUUUUUUUUUUGUUGAGAAUUUUAUCUCCUUGAUCUAUCCACUCCUGGUUUGAGAGAGAAGAGAAAUGGCGCAUAGAGUAGAUCACGAGUACGAUUACCUUUUCAAGAUCGUGUUAAUCGGCGAUUCUGGAGUUGGAAAGUCGAAUAUUCUCUCUAGGUUCACAAGGAAUGAGUUCUGUUUGGAUUCUAAAUCCACUAUCGGCGUCGAGUUCGCUACCAGAACCCUCCAGGUUUAUCAUAGUAUCAAUCAACUCAUCUUUCAUUCAUCUUCAUGUUGAGGGGAAGACUGUUAAGGCCCAGAUUUGGGAUACGGCAGGUCAAGAGAGAUAUCGAGCUAUCACUAGUGCUUACUAUAGAGGAGCUGUUGGCGCUCUUCUUGUCUAUGACAUAACUAAGAGGCAAACCUUUGAUAAUGUUCAAAGGUGGUUGCGGGAGUUGAGGGACCAUGCAGAUUCUAACAUUGUCAUCAUGAUGGCUGGAAACAAAUCCGACUUGACUCAUCUCAGAGCGGUUUCUGAGGAGGAUGGUCAAGCUCUGGCUGAGAGGGAAGGCCUUUCAUUUCUUGAGAUGUCGGCGCUGGAAGCAACCAACAUCGAGAAGGCAUUCCAAACUGUAUUGAAUGAGAUCUACCAUAUCAUUAGCAAAAAAGCAUUGGCAGCCCAAGAAGCAGCCGCUAGUACGUCGGUUCCGAGCCAAGGAACCACCAUUAAUGUCACGGAUGCGUCAGGGAGCACUAAGAAAGUAUGCUGUUCUACAUAAAAAAAAAAAAAGAAAAGAAAAGGGAAGUGAAAAAUAUUUACUAGCAAGCAGGCCUUUUUUUUUUUUUAUUAAUAUUUUUAUUAUCAUCUUUUGGCUGAGAGAAGAAGCAUGUAGAAUACAUAGCUUUUGUUUCAAAACAACCAUGUUGUCUGGUAGUAGCCUGGAAAUGCCGGCUUAUACACUAUGCUCUUUUUCUCAACAUGUACUCUCCUCAAAAGUGGAAGUUGGAAGAUUGGGUGGGAAGUUACUAUUAGAAACAAAGAAGCGUAAUUGGCUUUAUUUGAUCGGUGCGUCUCCUUGUAGACAUUUUCUAUAUUUCUACUUUCAUAAUUGUGAGUAUCUCAGUUCCAGAUCGGGUAAAUUUAGUCAGGAUGAUUUUUAGUUUAAGUCA